CUUCCCCAUACUUUUGGUUAUAGUAUAAACCUCGUAACCUGAGCCCAUCUUUCUCUUUCUCCUCAGUCGGUUGCAGUCUCUCUGCAAUUUUGCUGUGUCCUGGUACCCUGUAGCACUAGUCAUAUACUAUACGGCCUUUUUUCUGUUUCCUCUGCCAGCAAAAGCCACUUCCCAAUUCGACACUUGUCCCAAAACUCAAAAAAGAAAAAAAAUAUGACUCCUCCAGAGCCAUUUUCAAUUCACCGGGCCAAAAUGUUCAGUCUUAAAUCAGAAAGUCUUGUACUUUUGUCUUUUAUCUUUGUCACUAUCAUAAAUUGACUAAAUAGGGAGUAUUUUGCUAAGAGUUUUUUUUUUUUUUUUUAAACUUUUAAACUCGCGAGUCACCAUGUAAAAUUAAUUGUACAUACGAGAUUAAUCAUUAAUUGUGUAAUUAUAUACAGGUAGCUGCAGCUAUCCGAGACUAAGCAUGAAUUUGUUGGUGAAUUAUGACAUGGGCAACCCUUUAUGUUAAAUCUUGUACUUUUGCUGGUACCACAUUGUUUAAAGAACACUUUCCUUUUAGUGCUUGUGUUUCACCCAAGAAGGGCAGAAGGCCCAAAAGGGUCCUCUUUGGGGUCAUGUUCUCGAGUCUUGAGUAAAUUAACGGUGUCUGUUUUCACUGUAGUGGUGUGAAUUUGGUUGGGUAUUGAGCGGGGGAAAGAAGAAUAAAAAUGGCUUCUUUAAAGCCUGGUAUAUUACUAAAGCUUUUGCAGAAUGUGGAUAACAAAGAGGCCAAAGUUGUUGGUGAACACCGCUCUGCUCUUCUUCAGGUGAUUGGAAUAGUACCUUCAUUGGAUGAUGAUCCAUGGAAGAGUAGGGGGUUUUAUUUAAGAGUAUCGGAUUCAGUGCACUCAGCCUAUUUAUCUGUCUUAGAUGAAGAUGUAGAGUUGAUAUUGAGUGACAAGAUUCAACUGGGUCAAUUCAUCCAUGUGACCAGACUUGACCCUGGCUCCCCUGUUCCAGUGCUCUGCGGCUUAAAACCGGUGCCAAAAAGGCGUCCUUGCAUAGGGGAGCCAAAGGAUUUGAUUUCGAGCGAUGUUUUGACAGUUAGGAAAAAUGUGGACUCAAAAAGGGUGAAAAAGAAGGUGGGGCUUGAUAAGAAAUCCUUGGUAAAGGAGAAUCUAAAGGGGAAACUGAAUGGAGUUUUGGAUAACGAAGGUUUGAAAUCAAGAAGGCUUUCAUUGAGCUAUGGGAAUGUUGGUGGGCUGGAGGUUAGAAGGUUGAGCUUGGAUUCGAUGAGGAAAGGAUGGGAUCGGAGCCCUGGGGGUAAUGGUAGUGUUGUAUCAGUAUCAAAGUCAAAGUUCAAAGAGGGUUCUUUGGGUUUGGAUUCUUCAAGGAGCCCUGCAGGUAAUAAUGGUGUUGCACCGGUGUCAAAGCUGAAACCCAAAAACGUUUCUUUGGUUUCAGAUUCUGUAAAUAGCACCGCAUGUAAUAGGGGCGUUACAUCAGUUUCAAAGUCAAAAUCCAAAGAUGGCUCGGAAUCUGUUCUUCCUGGCAAGAAAAGUUCUGAUGAGGAUUCCACAUCAAAAAAUUCAAGCAUUUCACCUCUUAAAUCCAAAAAUGGGAUAGCGUCGCCAAAACUUAUAACCAAACCUACUAGGAAAGAUCUGAGGUCUUCAAACAAUGAAACUCUACCAGCUCAACUUAAGAAGGUGUAUCUCAGUUUUGGAAAUUGGUCUGACUCAAAGAUCUCAAGCAAGUCAGUUCCUCCGACCAUCCAUAAUCUUGGAAAGGAGGUAAAAACUUAUAGGAACAGUUCCUUCCUGUCUGCUGCACAUGCCAUGGAAGAUGCAGCUGCUGCAGAUGGUGUCAUUCGCUGCAUGAGCAUGUUUGCAGAACUGUGCGAGUCAUCUGAAAAAGAUUCUGCUGGACAAUUGGUGGAGCAGUUUUUGAACCUUCAGGGGAAUAUGCAGAAUGCAGCAGCCAUGAUUGAGGCAUUGGUUGAAACCAGGACUCUUGAGGCAAAAAGAGGCAAUUCUUGCAGCAGUCAGCCCCCAUCACCAGAAAUGUGCUCUAAAUUUGCAAGCAAGAAUGCCUUAUCAUGGGUACAAGCUGCAGUUGAGACUGAUCUUGCAAAAUUCUCUUUGCUCAGAAAGGACGAAAAGAAAGGCAUUCAGAGUGGUCAGAAUUGCUUCUAUGUGAUGUUAGAAAAUGCUCCGAAGAAAAUUGAAGCUGAGAACUCCCCAUCAAAAAAUAAGAGAAGCCCUAGAAACCAUGAUAAAGUUGUAUCAGAUUCCAAUGCAAAAAAUCCGCCUCGAAGUUCAAGGCAGCUUCCAUCAGUGACAAAACGGGCAACUGUUGAAACUGAAGAGUGGUGCAAGGGAAAUGGGUUGAAGGAUGCUGCAAGUUUAGCAGAAAAGUUGCUCUUAGUAUCUCGUGGAUGGUUCCUAAAUUAUUUGGAAAAUUUCUUAGACAAGGACUGUGGACUCAUGAAUGGCGAGGCAGAUUCUAAAACAGCAAGUCUCCUUGGACAGCUUAAGAGGGUUAAUCAGUGGUUGGAUGAUUCAUUUCCGCAAGGUCAUGGAGUUGAUGAGAGGAUAGAUGGCUUAAAAAAGAAGCUGUAUGGGUUUCUGUUGGAUCAUGUUGAUUCAGCAAUCCUCUCAAAGAGGUAGGUUACAGUGGAAACAAUUGACUUUUUUCUAACUCAACUGAUUCAACUUGCUUUCACUAACAAUCUGCUAUAAAAGGGUGUUCUUGUUUUGCUUGCAAAAAAUUUGUCAUGGAUGCAAAUGCAAUGCAUUCAAAAGCUUCUAAAAGCGUCAAAGUCCAUUGAUUGAAUAUGGAAGGGUAUACUUCAUUAUUGAGAUGUACAGGUGAACUUGACAGCUUGUUUUUUCGUUAAGAUUGGAAAUGUAUGUGAAUUCUUCUGCUAUGUUAUGAUUAUUGGUUGAUUA
Coffea arabica (coffee) is the source of this 2933-nucleotide messenger RNA. RefSeq lists its product as uncharacterized. NCBI's taxonomy places the organism in Eukaryota, Viridiplantae, Streptophyta, Magnoliopsida, Gentianales, Rubiaceae. The record is from RefSeq and is a predicted model, not a curated record.